GGGAGGGGGUGGCAAUGCGAGGGUCGGUAGAGAGCCCCCGACGGGCCCGGCCGCUAUGAGGAAGUCGGGGAAUCAGAGGGAUGGGAGGGAUAUGCCCCCGCCGCCGCCCCCGCCGCAGCACCAGCACCACGAACCGAAAGAGAAGAAGAAAUACCAGCGGAGCUUAUCGGCUGCGGAGGAGCUGGCGGCGGCCGAGAUGAAGAGAAGAUAUAUGGGUGUCGACCCUGACACUUCUGUUCUUGCGAGCAAGAAGAAGCGGCGGAAAACGCAUGAGAGGAAGUUUACGUUUGAGUGGGGGGCGGAGGAGGAUACUUCCCUCGACGAGGAGAGACAACAGAUAGGAUUCUUUGGAAGGGGGAAGUUGGGGGGUUUCGCGGAUUCCGAGAAACCGGUGGAUGCGUAUUUGCAAGCGCUGCAGAGUCGCGGUGAAGAUGAGACCAGGAGAGCAAAGGAGAUUAUGGAGAUGGAGAGGAAGAAACGCGAGGCGACGAAUUGGGUCGAUAAGCAUUGGUCCGAGAAACCGCUCGAGAUGAUGAAGGAACGCGAUUGGAGAAUUUUCAAGGAGGACUUUAAUAUUGCUACGAGGGGAGGAGGCAUUCCGCUGCCGAUGAGGAGUUGGGAGGAGAGUCAGUUGCCGACUAGGUUGCUGCAGGUGGUGGAUGAGGUUGGAUACAAGGACCCGUCGGCGAUUCAACGAGCUGCGAUUCCGAUUGCUCUGCAGAACAGAGAUCUGAUUGGUGUCGCUGUUACUGGUUCCGGAAAGACGGCGUCGUUCAUCCUGCCAUUGCUGGUCUACAUCUCCGAGCUUCCUGGAUUGACGGAAUUCACGAAGAACGACGGUCCAUACGCCAUCAUCCUCGCACCGACGCGUGAAUUGGCCCAGCAGAUCGAAACGGAAGCAAAAAAGUUUGCCACGCCGCUUGGAUUCACCUGUGUCUCGAUAGUUGGAGGUCACACCAUCGAAGAGCAAGCUUACAACCUCCGAGACGGUGCCGAGAUCAUUAUCGCCACGCCCGGUCGUCUCGUCGACUGUCUCGAGCGUCGUCUCUUGGUCCUUUCGCAAUGCUGCUACGUGAUCAUGGACGAAGCCGACCGCAUGAUCGACAUGGGUUUCGAAGAGAGUGUAAACAAGAUCCUCGACGCCCUACCAGUUCACAAUAUCAAGCCGGACACCGAAGACGCUGAGAACCCGGUGCUGAUGUCCAAACACCUUGGCGGUAAAGACCGCUUCCGUCAGACAAUGAUGUACACAGCCACCAUGCCUCCGGCAAUCGAACGUAUAGCUCGUAAAUACCUCCGACGCCCGGCAAUCGUCACCAUCGGUAACGCCGGCGAAGCUGUAGACACUGUCGAACAGCGCGUCGAGUUCGUUCCGGGCGAAGAUAAGCGCAAGAAACGCAUGCUGGAACUCCUCGCUUCGCGCGAAUACUCACCCCCAGUCAUCGUCUUCGUCAACAUCAAGCGAAACUGCGAUGCCGUCGCAAAGGAUCUCAAGCACUCUGGCUGGCAUGCUGUCACGCUCCACGGAUCGAAAUCGCAGGACCAGCGUGAACAGGCACUCCACCAGCUCCGCUCCGGCCAGGCGGAUAUCCUCGUCGCUACCGAUCUUGCGGGUAGAGGUAUCGAUGUACCUGAUGUCAGUUUGGUUAUCAACUUCAAUAUGGCAACGAGUAUUGAGCAGUACACGCAUCGUAUCGGACGUACUGGUCGUGCGGGAAAGAGUGGUGUCUCUAUCACGUUCCUCGGUCCGGAAGAUACAGAUGUCAUGUAUGAUCUAAAGCAGAUGCUGAUGAAGAGUGCGAUUUCGAGAGUGCCGGAGGAAUUGAGGAAACACGAGGCGGCGCAGAGUAAGCCUACGAGAACGAGGAAGGCGGGCGGUGAUAGAGGCGGUGGUGGCGGGGAUCGGGAUCGGGAUCAGGAUUCGAUCAUGGGGGGCACUGGGGGUGGCGGUGGGAAGUGGAAGAAUUGAUGUACAUGUACCGGUAGUAAUAUAUAGUCUGGAGAGAAAGCGAAUCCAGAUUUCUCCGGGAUGAGGGAUUGCUGGAGAAUGGGUUUUGUAGA
Molecule: messenger RNA, 2061 nt
Organism: Tricharina praecox
Lineage: Eukaryota; Fungi; Ascomycota; Pezizomycetes; Pezizales; Pyronemataceae
Product: pre-mRNA-splicing ATP-dependent RNA helicase prp28
Exons: 2
Coding region: 56-1969 (637 amino acids)
Biological process (GO): mRNA splicing, via spliceosome
Cellular component (GO): catalytic step 2 spliceosome
Molecular function (GO): RNA helicase activity; ATP binding; RNA binding
Source: RefSeq, a predicted model, not a curated record